AUGGAAUACUACUCGUCUUUAGAUGCGUCACAGUUGGAUUCUGAGACACCCACGGUCUUUGAAAUCAUCUCCGCCAGCCAGCUUGAGGCGCUCUUGUCGCCAUCCUUGAGGUAUAUUUUGGUUCACUAUGCUCAGAAAUAUCCAGGAUAUUUACUUCGAGUGGCUAACAGGUUUGACGAGCUCAAUCUUGUGUUGCGGACGGCUAUCGAAUAUUACUUCUUCAAGAAUUGGCAAGGCAGCUUCACAGAGAAUUUCUAUGGCUUGAAGCGGGUCAGCAAGACUCCCUUGGCUAAUGCAAAGUAUAACCAAGCAAAGCUAUCGCAGUUGGUUCCAUCCAUGAUCGGGGAUGGAAGAAGGUUGUCAAAACUACAGAGAUGGGUGUCGAUUUUUGAAAUUACAGGAACAGCGUACCUUCUGGAGAAGUUUGGUUACCAAUAUGAAUUGCUCUACUCGAAGUACGCCACCAACCAACUUGAAAUUACCGAUAAUAUGAGCGCCACCGAAGCUCGAGUCAUAUGGCUCAAGCGAUUGUUUGUUCAAUUAUAUCCAUAUGUACAGAGCUCAUUGAAAGCAGCUAAUCUUUUCGUCGCUUUGAUGUACUUGGGCGGAGAGUCUAAGGCACCAACAUUACUCACAGCGCUUUUCAACAUCAACUUCUCGCGUCUCCAGCAAUCUGAUUACUCCCGGAAUGAGGCCCCACUUUCUCGGAAAUCGCAAAAACCUAAUAGGGUUGCUCCGCCUUCCAAGACUGAAACUUUACUUCUGUUUCUUUGGCGCAAUUUGCUUAGGCCAUCGUCCAAAGCAGUACGUUUUGCACUUGGUACUUUUUUCCCCUUGGCGAUUUUCUCUUUGAAAUUCCUCGAGUGGUGGAACAACUCCGAAUUUGCCCAGCAGUUGGCUAAGUCUCAAAGCAGCGGCUUGAAAGACGUUGUUCCGCCUCCUUCCGUACUAGCAAGACUUGCCCAACAGGAAAGUAAUAGCCGGAAGCAUUACAGAUCAGGAGCACUCUGUCCCUUAUGCAAGCAACAGAUUCUGAAUCCUGCUAUCAUCGAAACAGGCCAUGUCUUCUGUUACACAUGUAUCUACAAUUAUCUCAGAGAUUCUCACAAGUUAGCGAGAAACCCCGAAGAUUUAGCUACCGAUGACGAUGAGGAUAAUACGGAUGAAGAGUCUGAUGAAGAAAACCAGUCUGAUAACGAGAAGACCGAUCGAAAGGAGAAGGCUGACAAUCACGCUCCCACAUACAAUGUUAGCAAAGGAGGAAGAUGCCCAAUUACAGGAAGAAAACUAUUGAGAUGCAAAUAUAACGCUCUCACAGACGAAUUUGAUGUGGACUGCGUCCGCAGACUCAUAUUCUGA
Messenger RNA from Clavispora lusitaniae ATCC 42720, 1359 nucleotides. RefSeq names its product ubiquitin-protein ligase peroxin 12 (gene PEX12). Lineage: Eukaryota; Fungi; Ascomycota; Pichiomycetes; Serinales; Metschnikowiaceae. Gene Ontology annotation, cellular component: peroxisomal membrane; peroxisomal importomer complex. The record is from RefSeq and is a predicted model, not a curated record. Gene Ontology annotation, molecular function: protein binding; ubiquitin-protein transferase activity; zinc ion binding. Gene Ontology annotation, biological process: protein monoubiquitination; protein import into peroxisome matrix.